AUGGCGACAGUACAAGGUCACUGCGAUGCAGCAUUCAACAAAGUGCGAGAACUCGUCGAGCAGAACAUAAGCUCAACAGAAGAGCUCGGCCUAUCCCUCUGCGUCAACAUCGACGGCAAGAAUGUCCUCGACCUGUGGGGAGGAUACGCCGACCAGGAACGCUCAAAGCCAUGGUCAAAAGACACAAUCGUGUGUCCCUGGUCAAUGUCAAAGUGCGUGACUAACCUCGCCGCCCUCGUUCUCGUCGACCGAGGCCUUCUCGACCCAUCAGCCAAUGUAUCGCAAUACUGGCCGGAAUUCGCAGCCAACGGGAAGGAAAACGUCAAAGUUUGGCAUAUCCUGACUCAUUCAUCCGCUAUUCCCGCCUGGGAGAAGCCCAUUACCUUUGAGGAGAUCUGCGAUAACGCGAGAGCUACCGAGCGACUCGCUGGACAGGCUCCGUGGUGGGAACCCGGUACUUCGAGUGGCUAUCAUCCGGUGACCCAGGGCCACCUGGUCAGCGAGCUGAUCCGACGCGUUACGGGAAAACGAGCCGGAGAGUUCAUCGCCGAGGAAAUGGCAGGUCCACUUGGCGCGGACCUCCAGCUCGGCGUGGCUGAGAAAGACUGGCACCGAGUCGCGGAACUGUCUCCUCCCCCGCCAUUCAUGCCCCCACCAGACUUCAACGCGACAGGUAUUCCAGCGCGAGCUCUGUCCUCGCCUUCCCUAAAAGCCGAGUUUUCUGCAACACCCGAGUUCAGAAACACGGAGCUGCCAGCGAUCAACGGCUUCGGAAAUGCCAGAAGCUAUGCCCGCAUCCUCUCCGCGCUGUCGUUGGGUGGAACGGUGGAUGGAACGAAGCUCCUGAGUCCCGAGACGGUUCAAUUGGCCAUGACGGAGCUGAUAAAAGGAACCGAUUUGGUUCUAGGAAAGCCAUUGCGCUUCGGACUCGGAUUCGGACUUCCGGGAGAUCCUACUAGGAGCUGGAUCCGUGAUGGGAGCUGUUAUUGGGGCGGUUGGGGUGGUUCGAUGGCUAUUAUGGAUGUUCAGAGGCGGGUUACGAUCUGCUAUGCUCAGAACCGCAUGAAGACUCCUGGGACUACCGGGGACUCACGGGUUGAAUCCUAUGUAAAUGCAAUCUACGAUGCUCUGGAGCAGUGA
This is a messenger RNA of Penicillium cinerascens, 1140 nucleotides long. Its product is annotated as serine hydrolase domain-containing protein. The coding region runs from base 1 to 1140 and encodes 379 amino acids. Lineage: Eukaryota; Fungi; Ascomycota; Eurotiomycetes; Eurotiales; Aspergillaceae. The record is from RefSeq and is a predicted model, not a curated record. The transcript has a single exon.